Molecule: messenger RNA, 2904 nt
Organism: Ustilaginoidea virens
Lineage: Eukaryota; Fungi; Ascomycota; Sordariomycetes; Hypocreales; Clavicipitaceae
Exons: 3
Coding region: 1-2904 (967 amino acids)
Biological process (GO): regulation of DNA-templated transcription; DNA-templated transcription
Molecular function (GO): DNA binding; zinc ion binding; DNA-binding transcription factor activity, RNA polymerase II-specific
Source: RefSeq, a predicted model, not a curated record
AUGGGCAGUUCUCAACCCAGAGAGGCUGCGCCCCUGGAUCGUCCAGGUCAUCACCACAAGCAGCGCGUACGACAAUUGGGGUCCUCGGGGAAGGCAUCGGGGACUGCCGGGCCUGUGCGAAGAAGGAUAAGCCGAGCAUGCGACCAGUGUAACCAACUGCGAACGAAAUGCGAUGGUAAACAUCCCUGUGCACACUGCGUGGAAUAUGGACUCGGCUGCGAGUAUAUGCGUGAGAAGAAGAAACGAGGCAAAGCGUCUCGGAAGGAUCUCGCGGAAAGAGCUGCGGCGCAAGCUGCGGCUGCUGCCUCGAGCCUGUCUGGAGACAUAUCCGACGGCAAGGAAUCCAGCAACUCGCCAGCCACCGAGGACAGAACGGAUGGGCUCAUGGGAAACGCUCGGAGCGAGUCCAUGUCGAGCAACGGCCUCGGCGCUGUGCACGACAGCAGUUUGGGCGGUACCGCUUCCAUGGACCCGUCCGAAUUCGCCUCGGUACAAUCAGCCACGACGCCGAGCCAGUUCAGCGACCUUGCCGACCACGCUCACAUGCAACAGCAGCAUUCCUUGCACAUGACGCCGGACGGGAUAAGCGACGGCCGGCCCAUGGGCAUGGGAGCCUACGGCAACCUUUCCACAAGCUACGAUCGGCAGAGCCUCAACAGCGAUGACCUCCUGGGUGGCAGCAACCCGGGGUACGGACAUGCUGCCCACCAAGGCAGCGUGCACGGUUAUCCAGACAUGUCGUUUGGAAUACUGGACGGGCAAAGCCCGAGCGAUUUCAACCAUGGCGGCGGCGGCGGCGGCGUCGGCUUCCGGCUGGCCAACGCCCCUCUCGGAGGCUAUCAAAUGGCGGCUUCUGCCUCGUCCAACUCGGCAUGGGGCGGCGUGGCCGUUCCUGCGCAACCCCAACACGGCCAAUUUCAAACGCCGGUGCAGCAGCGCCCCAAUUACGGCCAAAACGCGUUGCGGUAUCCUGUUCUGCAGCCUCUACUACCCUACCUCUCCAGCAUUGUGCCAAUCCCCCUUGCCUGUGAUUUGAUUGAUUUCUACUUUGCAUCAUCCUCGUCGCCCGCUGAUCUGCAUCCCACGUCGCCGUACAUUCUGGCAUCCGUCUUUCGAAGACGGGCAUUCCUGCAUCCGACGAGACCGAGAAAAUGCCAGCCCGCCCUUCUCGCCAGCAUGCUGUGGGUAGCUGCUCAGACAAGCGAGGCUCCCCUGCUCACAAGCGUCCCCUCGGCUCGCGGCCAAAUCUGUCAAAAGCUGCUGGAGCUGACGAUUGGGCUGCUCAAGCCGCUGCUGCACAGCUCUCCCGAAACGGCUUGCGCAAACCCGGAUCAAGACGUGACGGCGGCGGCGGCGGCUGCCGCUCUCGGAGGUCUGGGCUCGGCACUUCCUGGCCCUCUCAGCAUAGACACUGCUCUUGCCGGGGAAUCCGACGUUUUGGGAGCCUCGUGUCAGCUGGACGACCUCGUGACGUACAUCCACCUAGCCACGGUUGUGUCGGCCAGUGAAUACAAGGGCGCCAGCCUGAGGUGGUGGAACGUGACCUGGUCCCUGGCUCGCGAGCUCAGGCUGGGCCGCGAGCUGGCUCCGAGCGAGCCUCGUCCGAGCUUUGACCCGAGCGAGACGGAGGCUGAUGGCAUGGACGGACAUGACAUACUCCGGAACAGCCCUGGGUACGUUACGGAAGAGACGAGAGAAGAACGACGGCGGGUCUGGUGGUUGUUGUACGUGGUGGAUCGACACCUAGCUCUUUGCUACAACCGGCCCUUGUCCCUGCUGGAUGUGGAGUGCGCGCGCCUUCGACAACCGCUCGACGAUGCUGCGUGGCAAAGCGGAUGUUUCGGUUUCGGUUUCGAUUUCGUUCACGGUCACGGUCACGGUCACGGUCAAGGUAUCGGUCCCCAUUCGCUUUCCCUUUCACUUUCCCGUUCCCGCCCAGCAGGCUCGGGAAUGCUGGGCAUCGUUUCCAAAAACCAAGAGGCUGCCAAGGGUCCAGGGUUCGGCCCACAGUUCGAAUGCCGGGACGACUGCAUCUUUGGGUAUUUCCUGCCGCUCAUGACCAUCCUUGGCGAGAUAGUCGACUUGCACCACGCAAGAAACCACCCAAGAUUCGGAUCGGCCUUUCGAGCUUCCGGCGAAUGCGGCCGCCGGGCAUCAAGAAUCCGGCAGCACCUCGAGUCGUACGAGGAGUCCCUCAAGCGGCUGGAGUUGAGGAAGGCUGCUCAGGCUGCUCAGGCUGCUGAGGGCGCGGAUGGCGGGACGGAAGACACGGCCGUGCUCGAGGUCGGGGGCCUACAUGCGGACGCUGCGCAGCGAGGAGCCGUCGAGGCAACCAGCAGCCCGUCCGCGCACUCUGUCCACACAGCCUCGAGCCGCAUAACAGAGACCGAGGCGCGGGCCCGGGCCGUCUCGGCGUACGGCACCCACGUCAUGCACGUCCUUCACAUCCUGCUCGAGGGCAAGUGGGAUCCGCUGAAUCUCCUCGACGACCAAGACUUGUGGAUCUCGUCGCCCGAGUUCGUCACUGCGUCUGGACACGCCGUGGCCGCUGCCGAAGCCGUCGGCCAGAUUCUCGAGUACGACGCCGGGCUGGAGCUGAUGCCCUUCUUCUUCGGGGCCUAUCUUCUGCAUGGAUCCUUCCUGCUGCUGCUGAUGGCUGACAAGUUGCAAGCCGAGGCGUCGCCGAACGUGGUUCGAGCGUGCGAGACCAUUGUUCGGGCUCACGAGGCAUGCGUCGUCACGCUGAGUACCGAGUACCAGCGCAAGUUUAGCAAGGUCAUGCGAGGUGCUCUGGCACUAGUCCGAGGACGCGUCCCUGAGGACAUGGGCGAGCAGCUGCAACGCCGACGAGAGCUGCUUGGGCUGUAUCGCUGGACAGGAGACGGCACAGGCCUAGCCCUGUGA